Molecule: messenger RNA, 1487 nt
Organism: Equus caballus (horse)
Lineage: Eukaryota; Metazoa; Chordata; Mammalia; Perissodactyla; Equidae
Gene: SNAPC2
Product: small nuclear RNA activating complex polypeptide 2
Biological process (GO): snRNA transcription
Cellular component (GO): nuclear body
Molecular function (GO): RNA polymerase II general transcription initiation factor activity
Source: RefSeq, a predicted model, not a curated record
CCACCGGGGAAACGGCCCUGGAGCGCCGACACCGCCUUCCCGCGCCGGCAUGAAGCCCCCGCAGCGGCGGCGGGCAGCCCCGGCGCGCUAUCUUGGCGAGGUGACCGGCCCCGCGGCCUGGAGCGCCCGUGAGAAGCGGCAGCUGCUACGACUGCUGCAAGCGCGGCGGGGCCAGCCGGAGCCCGACGCCGCCGAGCUGGCGCGGGAGCUGCCGGGCCGCAGCGAGGCCGAGAUCCGGGACUUCCUGCGGCAGCUCAAGGGUCGCGUGGCCCGGGAGGCCAUUCAGAGGGUGCACCCAGGUGGCCUCCAGGGCCCAAGGCACCGGCAAACACAGACCCCGGCCCCCAUCGAGGUGUGGAUGGACCUGGCUGAGAAGCUGACAGGCCCGCUGGAAGAAGCCCUGACUGUGGCUUUCUCCCAGGUGCUCACCAUCGCGGCCACGGAGCCCAUCAGCCUCCUGCACUCCAGGCCCCCCAAACCCACGCAGGCCCGCGGAAAGCUGCUGCUGGUCAGCGCCCCCGGAGGGCAGGAGGCCCUGGGCCCUGAGGCCCCUGGCCCCGCCCCUAAGACACAUGGCUCCACCCCUGAGGCUCCUGGCCCCGCCCCUAAGACACAUGGCUCCACCCCUGAGGCUCCUGGCCCCGCCCCUGAGGCCUCUGGCCCCGCUCCUAAGACAGUUGGCCCAGCCCCUGAGGCGUCUUCGGAAUCCCUGGCCGGCCCCUCUACUGAGGAAGAUUUUGCCGUGGACUUUGAGAAGAUCUACAAGUACCUGUCGUCCAUCUCCCGCAGCUGCCAUGGCCCUGAGCUUUCUGCAGCUGAGUCGGCUGUGGUCCUCGACCUGCUCAUGGCCCUGCCCGAGGAGCUGCCCCGCCUGCCCUGCGCUGCCCUGGUUGAACAUCUGGCAGAGACGUACCUACGCCUGACGGCCCCCCAGCCCGACCCCGCCAGUGGGGGCCUGGGGCCCGCAGCCGAGGAUGGCGGGACAGGCUCCGGGGGGGAAGAGGAGGCGGGCCAGGCCGUGCCCCAGGCUCCUGAGAAUGCCGGGCCCAGCGAGCCGAGAUCCACUUGGCAAGCAGCUGGGGUCUGUCCCCUGAACCCGUUCCUGGUGCCCCUGGAGCUUCUGGGCCAGGCAGCCACCCCUGCAAGGUGAGGGCCCGGCAGGCAGAGGACACAGCAGACAUCUGUGAGUCCCCUGGCCUCAGGCCUGCUCGGGCUGGCACGGGCUUGUCAGGAUCCGGUCACGGGGGAAGGUCCCUGGCACGAUGCAGCACAGAACGGAGUGGCCUUGGAGAUGCUCAAUACUGCGGGAAUCUCAAAAGGGGGAGCACAGUGGUACAGGGGUUCGCCCACGAACUCAGUGGGCUGGGGGAGGGAGCGCGUGGGGGGGGGCAGGCAGCUGGGUUAAAACCACUGUCAAAUACUGCCCCCAGUCCCUUCCUGCGUCCUCUGUUCUAUUCCUGUAACUGUCAAUAAAGUUCUUGUCAGUA